Molecule: messenger RNA, 667 nt
Organism: Melozone crissalis (California towhee)
Lineage: Eukaryota; Metazoa; Chordata; Aves; Passeriformes; Passerellidae
Product: serum amyloid P-component-like
Exons: 1
Coding region: 1-642 (213 amino acids)
Biological process (GO): innate immune response
Molecular function (GO): complement component C1q complex binding
Source: RefSeq, a predicted model, not a curated record
AUGUCACCUCUGUUGUCCCCAGACCUGUACCGAAAGGUGUUCGUGUUCCGGAAGGAUCCCAGCGACGCCUACGUGGUGCUGCAGGCGCAGCUGGAGCAGCCCCUGCGCAACUUCACCGUGUGCCUGCGCUCCUACACCGACCUCAGCCGCCCCCACAGCCUCUUCUCCUAUGCCACCAAAGGCCAGGACAACGAGAUCCUGCUCUUCAAGCCCAAACCCGAGGAGUACCGCUUCUACGUGGGGGGAAAGUUCGUCACCUUCCGCGUCCCCGAGGGCCGCAGGGAGUGGGAGCACGUCUGCGCCAGCUGGGAAUCCUCCACGGGCAUCGCCGAGUUCUGGCUCAACGGGAAGCCCUGGCCGAGGAAGGGGCUGCAGAGGGGCUACACGGUGGGGUCCACGGCUGCCAUCCUGCUGGGACAGGAGCAGGACAGUUUUGGGGGUGGCUUUGACCUCUACAACUCCUUCUCGGGGGAGCUGACCGACGUUUACCUGUGGGACGCGGGGCUGUCGCCGGAUAAGAUGCGCGCGGCCUUCCUGUCCCUGCGCCUGCCGCCCGCGCUGCUGGCCUGGAACAGCCUCAGCUACGAAGUCAAGGGAGAUGUGGUGGUGAAACCGCGGCUCCGGGAGGUGCUGGGGGCCUGAGGGAUGUGGGUGGCCUCGGUCCCGC